Messenger RNA from Paramecium pentaurelia, 1139 nucleotides. NCBI's taxonomy places the organism in Eukaryota, Ciliophora, Oligohymenophorea, Peniculida, Parameciidae. The record is from the annotation of a GenBank genome assembly.
AUGAAUUGCAGCGUCUUCUCUUAUUAUGUUGAAUAGACAUUGCCAAAUUAUGUUCAAUAGAAAUUAGAGGAAUGUUUUGUAUAAUUGAGUAAUAAUUAAAACAUAAUAAUGUGUGUUGACAAGAUAUGUGAAUAGAUUGAAUUUUGUCGGAAAUUAUGUAAUCGAUUAUAAGCACAAAAAUAAAUAUUCACGUUGAUAAAAUUAUUGGAACAUCAAAUAUAUCCGAUAAAAGAUGCUGAAAAAAAUAAUACAUAUCUGCUAUCCCUACAGGAUGUAUAUGUAUUUCAAAUAAUACUCAGAAUGCUUUGUAUAAUGAUUUAAUUUGAAUCAAAAAAAUAUCAUGAUAAUUUUGAUGAUGAUUAUACAGAAAAGUAUGUAAUAUUUAAUAAAUUUUAGAUUUAGUAACGAUUUAGUCAAGGGUUUCUUAAUAUUAAGAACUAAUUAAGCAAACUAAUUAGACUAGUAAUUAUUAGAGAUGUUCCUAAAACUAAAAUCAAGAUCUAUACUAUUUUACAAGUAUUUGAUAAAAUGGAGUGAAUAAUUUUAAUUGAAAAAUUGUUUUUCAUCAUUACGAAAAUUAAAAUUGCAAUUAAAAAAAAGACAGACAGAGCAAAUGAUAGAAAAAAGACGUUAAAUUGAUACAAUUAAAUAAGAAUAUAAAGAAGAGUGCUCCAAUUCAUUUUAUGAAUAGAAUGAUUUUAGAAUAAAAGAUAAAAGGCUAUAAAUGAUUAUGAAUGUAAAAUAACCAAAAUAAGAACAGCAAUUCAUAUCAUUUUAAGAUAUCUUAAGAUAGAAAGAAAACACUAAAUUUAUUAAUACUACAGAAUCCACAUUAAGCCGCCCUUCUUUGAAUAAAAGAACAAUAAAUGGUGGAAUUAAUGGAAAAUACAAAGUAUUUAAUUAUAUGAAAUAUCAAGUUAGGGAAUGAGAUAAAAGUACUAAGAAAGACUACCUCCUCAAGCAGUAAAAAAAAUAAUAAAGCUGAAAUGCAACCAUUUUAAAUUUUAUAAUAAUAAUACUAAUUAGAAUUUUGCAAAGAGGUGAGUAGGAAGCUUUUGAAAUUAUAGUAGAAGAAGUAAAUGAAUUGGAACAGUGAGUAUUUGGCUGCUGAUACGGAAUCUGAUAGUUGUUUUAAUUGA